AUGAAGGGCAUACAGAUCAAGGAAUAUGUCAAGGGACCUGAAGACUUGAAGGUCAUCGAUCUCCCUACUCCCACCCCCAAACCCAACGAAUACCUCAUCGCCAUCCAUGCCUCGGCUACAAACUUCUUCGAUCUCCUGCAGAUCCGAGGAAAGUAUCAGCACCAACCCGCCUUUCCAUGGAUUGCUGGCUCCGAGUUCUCUGGUGUAGUGUUACAGGCCCCAACAUCUCUGCCCGGAGGACAAACGCCCAAAUACAAGAAAGGCGACAAGGUGUUUGGCGCUAGUCAGGGAGGUUAUGCGACACACAUUGUGUGCACCGAAGAGAAACUGAAGCCUGUUCCUGAGGGGUGGAGUUUCGAGGACGCAGCAGGCGUCUUCGUGACAGCGCCGACAAGUUAUGCCGGGUUGGUGACGCGAGCCAACAUCAAAAAGGGUGACUGGGUACUUGUCCACGCAGCAGCUGGUGGUGUCGGUCUUGCAGCUGUACAGAUAGCCAAAGCCUUUGGUGCGACUGUUGUGGCGACAGCAGGUACAAAGCACAAGCAAGACGUGGCCAGAGCCUUUGGCGCAGACUACAGCGUCGACUAUCGUCAGGCCGAUUGGCCCGAGCAAGUCAAGAAGUUGACUCCCAAGGGCCGAGGUGUAGACAUCGUCUACGACCCUGUGGGCCUCAUCGCGCAAUCGAUGAAGUGCACCGCAUGGAACGGACGUCUCCUAGUCAUUGGAUUUGCAGCAGGCGAUAUCGAGAAGAUGGCUACGAACCGUAUCUUGUUGAAGAAUGUCAGCGUGGUUGGCCUGCAUUGGGGCGCGUACGCCAUCAACGAGCCGGAGAAGCAGGAUGAAGUAUGGAAUGGCAUAUUCGAUUUGGUCAAGCAGGGCAAAUACAGGGGCACCGCCUACACGGACACCGAAUAUGUUGGCUUGGAGAGCGUGCCUGCUGCCUUGAAGGCUUUGGGUGGAAGAGAUAGCUGGGGCAAAGUGGUUGUCAAGGUGCCACAGGAGGGGCAGAGCAAGAUAUAA
Molecule: messenger RNA, 1020 nt
Organism: Plenodomus lingam JN3
Lineage: Eukaryota; Fungi; Ascomycota; Dothideomycetes; Pleosporales; Leptosphaeriaceae
Cellular component (GO): mitochondrion
Molecular function (GO): zinc ion binding; oxidoreductase activity
Source: RefSeq, a predicted model, not a curated record